This is a messenger RNA of Triticum turgidum subsp. durum (durum wheat), 2628 nucleotides long. The record is from the annotation of a GenBank genome assembly. NCBI's taxonomy places the organism in Eukaryota, Viridiplantae, Streptophyta, Magnoliopsida, Poales, Poaceae.
AUGGAGAAAUUAUUGACGGAUCGCCGGACCUUCAAUAAUCGAGCUGAAGGUGAGGUCAAGUAUAUCAACAAAUAUGCUGUAUUCAUGGGUUACCUAUCCAUGGCCAUCAAAGGCAUGGGUUUCCUCGUGCUUACCUGGACCACUGUGGUACUUCUCGGCGGCUUCGUCUCUAUGUUGCACAAGAAGGAUUUUUGGUGUUUGACAUUCAUUACCCUUGUACAGACAGCUGGGAUUUUCGAUGUUGUUCUGAAUGAAAAACUACAUUGUAUGAAGAAUUCAGCCAUUGGCAUGAUUAAGGCAGUUUUUUUUGGCAUGACAAAAAACACGAACUCUACUCGGGCAUUUGUUGGACGCUCAGUUUUGGCAUGUAUUUUGAUACUGGUUCAAGUAAUUGUAUUGGCCGCAGCAUUGUGCCCUCUCGCAAUUAUCUACAUGUUUGGGAUAUUGAUGUCUUCAGGGAUUUCAUUGUGGCGUCUGAUAGAGCAUGAUUACUCAGUGGAGGGCUUAAAUGGAGAAUCAUCAAACCUUGAGCCAGCGAUGACCACUCUGUACUAUCUUGCUCUGCUCCAAGGUGUCAUCUUCUGUUACAGAUUUGUGUUGUGUCGCAGUGGGGAGAGGUUGGCUAAGCAAGUGGCAACUAAAUCUCAUGUCUUGGAAUUGCCAGUGGUUCACCACUACCUACACACAAUGAAGACUGGAUGUGAAAAGGACCCAUCAUUUGCAAAAGAAAGGAACCUUGUUACACAUGCUAUUAACUUGAUCGGUUCCAAUUCACCCAUUGACUGCAUUUUAGGGGUGAAGAUCUUGUACACAUCCAUAUGCAUUGUGGAGCGGGACUCAAAGGACAAUGUAAGAGGGCAUCACAUGCUUAUGAAACAUUUAGUUGUGUCUGGAUCCUCAUCCACACAUAUACUCCACAAUCUGCUUGGGAUGCUUGAUUCAAGAGGUACACAUAACAGAGAGAUGAGGGAGCAGGCUGCAAUGAUAGUGGAUCACCUUGCAUUCAACAUCAGUUUGGAGCAAUUCCCUCAUGGUAUUCAGCAAAUAUCUUCCUUGAUUGGGACAUUUGAACAAUAUAGCAUAGCAGAGCCAUUUGAGCGAGACUACCUAUGCGAAAAAUAUCAGCAGGACUUGAAACUACUAGUUACUCAUCAUCUCCCUUUACCAACUGUUGAACUUGGGGAGGCCUACAAGAAGUUGUUACUGAAAGGCCUAUGUAUCCUCCGAAAGCUUGCAACCGACGAAAAAAACUGCAGAGUCAUGAGCAACACCCAAGAUCUGCUCUCCAAGAUCAUGGCACCUAUCACCAAUGACCUACUGAAGCACACAACCGUUGAUCAUGGUCCAUGGUCAGAUGUAGUAGAGGAGUCAAUGGAACUGAUGGUCCAGUUUACAAGUGCUUCGGGGGAAACCGGGGCCAAGUUACGCCGUGAAAUCUCAACCUGUAAAGAAGCAAUAAGGACAUUGCAAAGGAUUCUUAGGUGUAAUGGAUGUAGUGAAGUGUUGCACCAACAAGCCAUCCGUAUUCUCACAAGGUUAUACAUGGAUACUACUCAAGCCAAUAGACCAGUAUGUUCUGUUGUUCUCCAAAAAGAAGAUUUUCUUAGGAUGGUGGACAUGUUCAUGAGUGGUAAGAAGUGUCAUAGGUCCAUUAGAGAAUAUGCAGGAGCAGCAUUGUCAGAGAUAUGUUUCCGUGGCGGAGUUAGUGAUGAUGAUGCCACAGUUGCCAUACUAAAAAGUAAUGAUGUGAUUCAGCGUCUCACCCACAUACUUCUAUAUGAUGAAAAUGAGACAUGCAGAGAAGAAUCAGCUAAAAUACUCAAGCACUUGUGUACUCACCGCACCAAUGACGAAGAAUGUCUUGACAAACUUAAGAAAGCAAUCUUGGAGGUGCUAGAAGCUAUAUGUACUUACAAAGACGAAACACUUGUAGGAAAAGAUUCUGACCAAUGUGGGUUCAACAAAGUAGAAACCGACAUAGAAAGUCAAUACAAUGAUGUCCGAGGAAAAGGAGUUACCUCUUCCUCCUCCUCUUGUCCACAAAAGGAUGAGAACAAGGUCCUUGUAAGCAUGUUUGGUUAUAAAGAUAAAUCAAAUACUGGAAUAGAAUCUGACCAGGGUGGGUUCGGCAUAAGAAUUAGCUCUUCUUCCUCUUCUCAUCCGGAAAACAAUGGGAGAAAGGCAUCCCAGCAACCAGUUCUGUCGGUGACCUUUCUAUCAUCUUUUAUAUCUCUUUGUGGGACGGUCUACGACAUGUUCAUUUGUGAACCAGGUCCAGAUUUGGCUCUUCAAUUCCAUUCAUUUUGCUUUCUAAACAAGCUGAAGGAGAUUGUUGUGAAACAAAGUGAUGUGACGGUUGGAAACCUAUCAUUGUUCAAGGCUAUCGCUAAGAUGGUCAUAUUACUCCUGAAACACAGCGGCAGCAAGAUCGUCUAUCAAGAGGACAUUAAGAGCUUGAUAAAAGCACUCUCCACUGCUUCCAAUAAUAUGUUGUAUCUCGACUACUCCAUGGUUUUCAGCUCCACGAGCAAGUCUGAAUUCAGAUCGAAGCUUGGUGGGUGUACUCUCAUGUCCCUCGUGACAGAAGCGCAAGAACUGAUGAUGUCAUCUACCCCUGUGAGUGGCUGA